Messenger RNA from Varanus komodoensis (Komodo dragon), 8257 nucleotides. RefSeq names its product fibronectin 1 (gene FN1). NCBI's taxonomy places the organism in Eukaryota, Metazoa, Chordata, Lepidosauria, Squamata, Varanidae. The record is from RefSeq and is a predicted model, not a curated record. Gene Ontology annotation, molecular function: integrin binding; proteoglycan binding. Bases 125 to 7558 code for a protein of 2477 amino acids. The transcript has 47 exons. Gene Ontology annotation, biological process: nervous system development; cell-substrate junction assembly; heart development. Gene Ontology annotation, cellular component: extracellular region.
GCGGGGGGCCCCUGGCGCCAGGAGCCCUAUAUAAGCCCCCUCGGCGCCGGCGAUCUGCCCUUCUCGCAAGCGGGUAGGUUUGCGCGCGACGAGGAGGAGCAACAGCAGAAGCGCGCUCUCGAAGAUGCCCCGCAGCCCGCCGAAGCGGCUGUUUCUCGUGCUGCUGACCCUCUGCCUGGGGGCAGGGGUCUGGGGCACGCCGCGCCAGAGGGAAAAGGCCAAAAGGCAAACCCAGCAGCACAUCGUCCAACCUGCCGUGCCAGCCGGGCAGAGCAAACAGGGAUGCUUUGACAAUGGACAACACUAUCAGAUCAACCAGCAGUGGGAGCGCAGUUACUUGGGGCGUAUUCUGGUCUGUACCUGCUAUGGGGGCAGCAGAGGAUUCAGCUGUGAAAGCAAGCCUGAGGAGGAAGAAACCUGCUACGACAAGCACACUGGAGGCACCUACCGAGUAGGGGAAACCUAUGAGCGGCCCAAGGACUCCAUGAUCUGGGACUGUACCUGCAUUGGAGCUGGUCGUGGCAGAAUCAGCUGCACAAUUGCAAAUCGUUGCCAUGAAGGAGGUCAGUCCUACAAGAUUGGCAAUACCUGGCGCAGGCCUCAUGAGACAGAUGGCUACAUGUUGGAAUGUGUGUGUCUUGGCAAUGGAAAGGGUGAAUGGACUUGCAAACCAGUAGCUGAACGGUGCUACGAUAAUGCUGCUGGGACAUCCUAUGUCGUUGGAGAGAUCUGGGAGAAGCCCUACCAAGGCUGGAUGAUGGUGGAUUGCACUUGCUUAGGAGAAGGCAAUGGACGCAUUACCUGCAGCUCCAGAAACAGGUGCAAUGAUCAGGACACCAAGACAUCCUACAGAAUUGGAGACACGUGGAGUAAGAAAGACAGCAGAGGAAACCUGCUUCAGUGCAUCUGCACAGGGAAUGGCAGAGGGGAAUGGAAAUGUGAGAGGCAUUCAUCCCUGCAGGCCACAAGCAUAGGAACUGCAUCUGCGACCAUCACAGACAUACGAACCGCACUCUUCCAGCCUCAGCCGCAGCCCGCUCCCUAUGGGCACUGUGUAACUGACAACGGGAUGGUGUAUGCCCCGGGAAUGCAGUGGCUCAAGACACAGGGAAGCCAGCAUAUGCUUUGCACUUGUGUGGGCAAUGGAGUCAGCUGCCAGGAAACGGUGGUGACCCAGUUCUAUGGUGGCAAUUCCAACGGAGAACCUUGUGUCUUUCCAUUCACCUACAAUGACAGAACUUUCUACUCAUGUACUACUGAAGGCCGUACUGAUGGGACACUCUGGUGCAGCACAACCUCAAACUUUGAUAAGGAAGGCAGAUACUCCUUCUGUACAGAACAAAAUGUCUUAGUUCAAACACGUGGUGGUAACUCCAAUGGUGCCCUAUGCCAUUUUCCUUUCCUUUACAACAACCGGAAUUACACUGACUGUACUUCUGAGGGGCGAAGAGAUAACAUGAAGUGGUGUGGAACCACCCCAAAUUAUGAUGCUGAUCAAAAGUUUGGAUUUUGUCCAAUGGCAGCUCAUGAGGAAAUCUGCACAACCAGUGAAGGUGUCAUGUACCGUGUGGGAGAUGAAUGGGACAAGCAGCAUGACAUGGGCCAUAUGAUGAGAUGCACUUGCGUGGGAAAUGGUCGUGGAGAGUGGACCUGCACACCCUAUUCCCAGCUCCGAGACCAGUGCAUAGUCGAUGGGAUAACCUAUGAUGUUAACCAGACCUUCCACAAACGUCAUGAUGAAGGACACAUGCUGAACUGUACGUGCUUUGGCCAUGGCCGAGGAAGCUGGAAAUGUGAUCCUGUGGACCAGUGCCAAGACUCAGAGAGCCACGCCUUUUACCAGAUUGGGGAUUCAUGGGAAAAGCAUGUUCACGGUGUCAGGUACCAGUGCUAUUGUUAUGGCCAUGGCAUUGGAGAAUGGCACUGCCAGCCUUUGAGUACAUACCCAAGUUCCAGUGGUCCUGUCCAAGUAAUUAUCACAGAUGUUCCAAUUCAUCCUGAUUCUCAUCCUGUCCAGUGGGUUGCACCCGAAUCCUCUCACAUUGCCAGUUACAUACUCCGCUGGAAACCAAAAAAAUCCAGGGUGCCAUGGAAAGAGGCCAAAAUCCCAGGCUAUUUGAAUUCUUACACUAUCUCAGGCCUCAGACCUGGUGUACUUUAUGAGGGGCAGCUUAUUAGUGUGCAGCAUUAUGGCCAGAAAGAAGUCACCCGUUUCGAAUUUACCACCUCUAGUACAACUGCUGUUUCAACUAGUCGUGAGGCAGGUGAAACAACUGCUCUACCUUCUGUGGUAUCCAUCUCUGAAUCUAUCACAGAAAUCACGGCCAACAGCUUUGUGGUUUCCUGGGUCUCUGCAUCAGACACCGUGUCAGGAUUCCGUGUGGAAUAUGAACUGAGUGAAGAGGGUGAUGAGCCGAAGUAUCUGGAUCUUCCAAACACUGUCAAUUCUGUAAGCAUCCCCAACCUGCUUCCUGGUCGCAACUACAUAAUCAAAGUCUACCAGAUUUCAGAAGAAGGUGGGGAAAAUCUAAUCCUGUCAACCACCCAGACAACAGCACCUGAUGCCCCUCCUGAACACACUGUAGAAAAUGUUGAUGACACAUCAAUCCUUGUGAGCUGGAGCAGACCAGAAGCUCCCAUUACAGGUUACCGAAUUGUCUAUACUCCCUCUGUGGAGGGCAGCAGUACAGAACUCAACCUGCCCGAGUCUGCGACCUCAGUGACUCUCAGUGACUUGAUGCCUGGGGUUCAGUACAACAUCAGCAUUUAUGCUGUGGAGGAGAACCAGGAGAGCACUCCUAUUUUUAUUCAGCAGAAGACCACAGGAGUGCCCCAGCCAGAUACAAUACCUGCCCCCAAAGAUCUGCAGUUUGUGGAAGUCAGUGAUGUCAAAGUCACCAUCAUGUGGACGCCCCCAGACAGUGCAGUGACCGGCUAUCGCGUAGAAGUAAUUCCAGUUAACCGCCCAGGACAACAUGGGCUGAGGUUGCCUGUUACUAGGUACUCCUUUGCUGAGGUCACAGAUCUUUUGCCUGGAACAACCUAUCUUUUCAAGAUCUAUGCCCUAGGACAAAGCACAGAAAGUGAACCAUUGACUGGAGAGCAAACAACCAGAAUCGAUGGCCCAUCCAACUUGCGGUUUGUCAAUCAGACGGACACCACUGUGCUGGUGACCUGGAAGCCCCCCCGUGCUCGUAUUACAAAUUAUCAACUUAAAGUGGAGCCCACAACAGGAGGACAACCCAAACAGUACAAUGUGGGAGGCUUUGUCACCAAAUACCCAUUGAGAAACCUGCAGCCUGGGACUGAGUACACAGUGUCCUUAGUUGCUGUCAGGGGUAACCAGCAAAGCAACCCAGAAACAGGAAGCUUCAGAACUUUGCAACACACAGGCUCAAUUCCUCACUAUAACACUGAAGUAACUGAGACAUCUAUUGUCAUUACGUGGACACCUGUGCCAAGAAUUGGGUUUAAGCUGGGUGUGCGACCAAGCCAAGGUGGAGAAGCUCCAAGGGAAGUAAUCUCCGAAUCUGGGAGCAUUGUCAUAUCUGGCCUGACUCCUGGUGUGGAAUAUAUCUACAGUAUCUCAGUUCUCACAGAUGGUCAAGAAAGGGAUGCUCCUAUUGUCAAGACAGUAGUUACACCACUGUCACCACCGUCCAACUUACAUCUUGAUUCUAAUCCUGACACGGGAAUCCUCACAGUUUCUUGGGAAAGAAGCACAACUCCAGAUAUCACUGGAUACAGAAUUACGACUGUCCCUACAAAUGGACAGCAAGGAAAUUCUCUUGAGGAAAAUGUCCGUGCGGAGGAAUCCACCUGCAGCUUUGAGCAUCUGAGUCCUGGGGUAGAAUACAACGUCAGUGUUUUUACAGUGAAAGAUGACCAGGAAAGCAUGCCUAUUUUUGAAACCAUUACACAAGAGGUGCCCCAGCUCACUGACUUAAGCUUUGCUGACAUAACCGAUACAAGCAUCGGCCUGAGGUGGACCCCACUAAAUGCUUCUACCAUUAUUGGCUACCGCAUCACGGUAGUUGCAGCAGGAGAAAGUGUCCCCAUUUUUGAAGAUUUUGUGGACUCUUCAGUAGGAUACUACACGGUCACAGGCCUGGAGCCGGGCAUUGAUUAUGAGAUCAGCGUGAUCACACUCAUUAAUGGAGGAGAAAGUGCCCCCACCACGCUGACUCAGCAAACGGCUGUACCUCCACCUACCGAUCUACGUUUUACCAAUGUGGGACCGGACACAAUGAGAGUAACCUGGACUCCGCCAGCAUCCAUUGAACUGACCAACUUCCUAGUUCGUUUCUCACCUGUGAAGAAUGAGGAGGAUGUUGCAGAGCUGUCCCUCUCUCCUUCUGAUAAUGCAGUAGUUUUAACAAAUCUCCUUCCCGGCACUGUGUAUUUGAUCAGGGUCUACAGUGUUUAUGAGCAACAGGAGAGCAAACCUCUGAGUGGAGAGCAGAAAACAGGCCUGGAUUCCCCAACUGGACUGGACUUCUCAGAAAAAACUGCCCACUCUUUCACUGUCCAUUGGAUUGCCCCUCGUGCUCCCAUCACUGGCUACAAAAUACGCCAUUACCUUGAGCAAGGUGGAGGCCGACCCAAAGAGGUCCGUAUUGCUCCAUCUCGCAAUUCCAUCACUCUCACUGACCUGGUGCCUGGUUCAGAGUAUGUGGUUAGCAUUUCUGCAUUCAACGGCAAAGAAGAGAGCUUGCCCUUGGUUGGACAUCAAAGUACAGUGUCCGAUGUCCCAAGAGAUCUCCAUGUCACUGCCACAAGCCCCACUACCCUGGUCAUCGACUGGGAUGCACCAGCAGUCACAGUUAGAUACUACAGGAUCACAUAUGGUGAAACAGGUGGCAGAAGUCCUGUUCAAGAGUUCACUGUUCCUGGACACGUGUCCAGCGCAACCAUCUCUGGACUUAAACCAGGCGCUGACUACACCAUCACUGUAUAUGCAGUCACUGGACGUGGAGAUAGCCCUGCCAGCAGCAAACCAGUCACUGUCAACUACAGAAUGGAAAUUGAUACACCGUCACAGCUACAAGUAACUGACAUCAAGGACAACAGCCUCACUGUGCGGUGGCAUCCUUCCUCCUCCCCAGUUACUGGCUACAGAGUGACAGCUGUUCCUAAGGACGGUCAUGGCCCCACAAAAACCAGAGUGCUGUCAGCAGAGCAGACUGAAGCUACAAUUGAAGGACUGCAACCCACAGUCGAGUAUGUAGUUAGCGUCUAUGCCCAGGGUCAAAAUGGAGAAAGUCAGCCUCUGGUUGAAACAGCUGUUACAAACAUUGAUCGCCCCAAAGGACUGACAUUCACUGAGGUGGAUGUCGAUUCCAUCAAAAUUGCUUGGGAAAGCCCACAGGGGCAAGUCACCAGGUACAGGGUGACCUACUCAACCCCUGAGGAUGGAAUCCACGAGCUAUUCCCUGCUCCAGAUGGUGAAGACGACACUGCGGAGCUGCAUGGCCUCAGGCCUGGUUCUGAGUACACUGUCCGCAUCGUUGCCUUGCACAAUGACUUGGAGAGUCUACCUCUGAUUGGGACCCAGUCCACAGCCAUUCCAUCUCCUACAAAUCUGAAGUUUGCUCAAGUUACUCCAGUCAGCCUGACAGUUACUUGGACUCCACCAAAAGUUCAUCUCACAGGAUACCGAGUCCGAGUGACUCCCAAGGAAAAAAAUGGUCCAAUGAAAGAAAUUAAUCUCUCUCCAGAUAGCACAUCUGCUGUUAUUCCAGGACUAAUGGUGGCAACCAAAUAUGAAGUCAGCGUCUAUGCUCUGAAGGACUCUCUGACCAGUAGACCUGCCCAGGGUGUAGUCAGUACCCUAGAGAAUGUCAGUCCCCCCCGUAGGGCUCGUAUCACAGAUUCGACAGAGAGGACCAUCACACUUAACUGGCGCACCAAGACUGAGACAAUCACUGGCUUCCAGAUUGAUGCUGUCCCAGCAAAUGGUCAGAACCCAGUUCAAAGAACAAUUGGCCCUGAUGCCAGAACAUACACCAUCACUGGCUUGCAACCUGGCACUGACUACAAGAUUUACAUCUACACCCUGAACGACAAUGCUCGCAGCUCCCCAGUAGUGAUUGAUGCUUCCACAGCCAUUGAUGCACCUUCCAACCUGCGUUUCCUCACAACUACAACCGACUCUCUGCUGCUCACUUGGCAGCCUCCACGUGCCAAGAUCACAGGAUAUAUCAUCAAAUAUGAGGAAGCUGGGGGACCCUCUAGAGAGUUACUUCCUCGUCCCCGUCCUGGGACUACUGAGGCUACUCUCACAGGCCUGAAACCAGGAACAGAAUACAUAAUCCACAUAAUUGCUGUAAAAAAUAAUCAGAAGAGUGAGCCAUUGAUUGGAAAGAAACGAACAGAUGAGCUUCCACGGCUGGUCACAAUUCCACACCCUGGCCAAAGCGGGACCCUGGACGUGUCCUCAAGUGCAGAGAACACACCUUACCUCACAAACAACCCAUAUGACAGUGGAAAUGGUAUCCAACUUCCAGGCACAUCUGGUCAGCAGCCUAUCCUGAGCAACCCAGGCCAGCAAGUCAUCGUGGAGGUAUAUGGGUCUCGGACACCAGCAACUCCAGCAACUCCAGCUAGACAAGGACCAAACGUGCAUGAGCAACCCGUCGUGGUGAACCUUAAUCCAGCGCAUAUCCCAGAAGCAGACAGACCUUCUUAUCCUCACACCCUUCGCCCCAUAAGUAACCAUACAAGGCCCCAAGAAGCCCUUUCUCAGACAACCAUCUCGUGGACACCCUAUUCAGAGAGCUCUGAAUAUAUUAUCUCUUGCCAGCCUACUGGCAGUGAUGAAGAACCUACAGAGGUGACCAUUCCUGGCAGAUAUUCUAGCGCUACUCUCACUGGUCUUACUAGAGGUGCUACCUACAACAUCAUAGUAGAAGCCAUUAAAAAUCGGAAAAGACAUAAAAUUCUUGAGGAGACUAUCACAGCAGGCAAUGCUGUGUCUGAAAGGUUGCCCCAACCCACGGAUGACUCCUGCUAUGACACUUUCACUGGCUCUUUCUAUUCUGUUGGGGAUGAAUGGGAAAGGAUGUCUGAAACCGGAUUUAAACUCUGGUGUCAGUGCUUAGGCCUUGGCAGUGGACACUUCAGGUGCGACUCUUCAAAAUGGUGCCAUGACAACGGUGUGAACUAUAAGAUUGGCGAGAAGUGGGACAGGCAGGGAGAGAACGGGCAGAUGAUGAGCUGCACGUGCCUUGGAAAUGGAAAAGGAGAAUUCAAGUGUGAACCUCAUGAAGCGACUUGCUAUGAUGAGGGCAAGACUUACCGAGUUGGAGAGCAGUGGCAGAAAGAAUACCUUGGGGCCAUCUGCUCUUGCACAUGCUAUGGAGGACAACAGGCCUGGCGAUGUGACAACUGCCGUAGGCCUGGUGUGGGAUCUUCACCUGAAAGUUCCCCUGGUCAUACCUAUUCACAGUACUCUGAGAGACAGCGAGAAACCACAAAUACUCAGAACGUCCAUUGUCCAAUUGAGUGCUUCUACCCCUUACAUGUACUGUCAGAUGCACAAAGCCGACGGGGAGAUUAACACGCAUCAAGAUUUAACGUUAGCCAAGAAGACUCUACGUGCCAAGACCAUCCACUCUAGCAUACUGCAGAAAAAAGCAGCUCUCUCUUAGGGUGGCCAGAGUCCCUUUCUCAGCUUUUGCGCAAUUCACAGCUUCUCCAAGGGAGGCCAAUCUUGGAAUGUCUCAAAACUUCUCUUCACAACUGAUAGCUGUAUAUUGUCUGUUUUUGCUCAAGUUUCAGUACCAUUCAGUAUUCCCCCACCCCUACAAGAAACCCCAUACUAACUCAAAUUGCUCACCUGUCAGCAAACAGACAUUGGACCCCAGAGGGAUGGGAGAAAGGGCUCCCCUACCAUAAAAGAAUGAAUGACAAUCCAUAAUUCUAAGUACAUGUAAUUGUGCAGCUGUCAAUAGGAACCACAUACCCCGUCACUGUGAUUCAUACCAUAUGCACAGUCCUAUGCCUUUCUAAAUUAUCCUAAUUUCUCUCCCAAGCGGUAUGUUUGUAUUUCGUACUGUUAUUUAUCAACAUUGAUCUACCUUCCCCUGCUCCCUCCUGCCUCAGUGUUUUUCUACAGGAAAAUAUAUUAAAGACAUUUAGUACACUGUUGACAGAGGAAUUUGGUAUAAUUAUGAUUGGUGAUUAUUUUUUAUACUGUAAGUGCCAAAGCUUUACUACUGUGGGAGACAACUCUUUUAAUAAAAAGAUUAACAAACCA